This is a messenger RNA of Ipomoea triloba (trilobed morning glory), 1512 nucleotides long. Its product is annotated as polygalacturonase-like. The transcript is spliced from 3 exons. The record is from RefSeq and is a predicted model, not a curated record. Gene Ontology annotation, biological process: carbohydrate metabolic process. Bases 63 to 1235 code for a protein of 390 amino acids. Gene Ontology annotation, molecular function: polygalacturonase activity. Lineage: Eukaryota; Viridiplantae; Streptophyta; Magnoliopsida; Solanales; Convolvulaceae.
UAACACCGGCCAGGCCAGUACUUCAAUUCCCUUGCCUUUUUUGUAAUUAAAGAAAAGAUAAGAUGGGUCGUAGAGUUUCUUAUUUCUUCCCACUUGCUUUGACCUUAGUUUUCUUAGCGGCGGCUGCCACGGUGGCUAAUGCGAUGUACAACGUGGAGAGCUACGGGGCGAAGGCGGACGGGCGGACUGACUCGUCCGCCGCCUUUUUGAAGGCCUGGGAUGCGGUGUGUGCGUUGAACAGGCCGGCCACCAUUUUGGUGCCGCGUGGGGAGUUCUUGCUGCGAAACGUCCUGUUUCACGGCGAGAAAUGCGGGAACAGGAAUGGCAUAACGUUCCAGAUCAGCGGAACGCUUCUCGCCCCGUCGGACUAUAAUGUGAUUGGGCAUUCCGAUGCUUGGAUCAAGUUCAACAGGGUCACCGCCCUUUCCAUCAUCGGCGGAACCCUCGACGCCCAAGGUUCCUCUCUUUGGAAAUGCAAAAACGGCAAGGGUGGUUGCCCUGAGGGAUCUACGACACUGGCUAUAUACGACUCUGACAAUGUGGCUAUCAUGGGACUAACUUCACAAAACAGCCAAAAGUUCCAUAUUUUGAUAAAGGGCACCCGCAACGCCAAGCUACAAGGAGUGAAGAUCUCUGCCCCGGAAGACAGCCCCAACACCGACGGAAUCCACGUCCAGUCUUCCUCCGGAGUCACCAUCACCAAUUCCAACAUCGGCACCGGCGACGACUGCAUCUCCAUCGGUCCCGGCACCACCAACCUCUUGGUCCAAAGCAUUGCUUGCGGCCCCGGCCACGGAAUAAGUAUUGGGAGUCUAGGGUGGUCUGCGAAUGAGGCGGGAGUGGAGAACGUGAAGGUGAGGAACGUUCAGUUCACCGGAACGGAGAACGGAGUUCGGAUCAAGACGUGGGCGAGGCCGAGCAAUGGGUAUGUGAGAAACGUUCUUUUCCAGCGGGCAACCAUGGUGGACGUCCACAACCCAAUCAUCAUUGACCAAAACUACUGUCCCCAUAACGAGAACUGCCCCCACCAGUCCUCCGGCAUUAAGAUCAGCGGCAUAACGUUUGAAGACAUCCACGGGACGUCGGCGACGGAGGUGGGCGUGGAGUUACAGUGCAGCAAAAGCCGGCCGUGCAGUGGGAUAACGGUGGACGACGUUAAGCUCACUUAUAACGGCCGUCCAGCCCAAGCUUCCUGCACCAAUGCUGCUUGCCCCCGUAUCUUCAGCCGUUAUUAACAAGCUGCCAUUAUCCAUCUAUCUAUCCAAACAAUUAAAGCAAAAUUUUGCUUUGCUUAGAAGAAGAAGACUAAAAGGCAGUUUAGAAUAACUAAUGUUAUAUUAUUAUUAUUAUUGUUGUUGUUGUAUCGAUAAGUUUCAGUUUGAGUUAUUGCUUGAGCCCGUGGCUGCAUGUAGCGAGCGAGCCUGGCCUUGCAUCCACCUAUGUUCAAUUCUGUAAUCCUUUUCAGAAUCAGAAAAAAGUGCGUCUUAAUGUGAACUUCACUACUUUCAAUCA